AUGGCAAACACUGCUUCGGGUUUCCUCGAGGAUGCGGCUUACGACAAGAUUUUGUACGUGAGCAAAGACAGGCUGGAGGCUAUGAAAGGCAAGCUCAAGAAGAAAGCAGCGGACGUUACCAAAGAGGACGUCAAGGCUUUGAUGUAUCCAGAUGAUAUGGAAGAUGGCUCCAUGCUGGUUCCGGUUGAUGUGUCGGGCGAGCCAGAAGAUUUUCCGACUACUCCUGAAGAGCUCACGGCGAAGGUAGAGCCCAAAGCGGCAGUCACAGCUCUGAUAAAAGCACACGAUGCAUUCGAGAAGAGCAAGUCCAAGUUCAGCAAAGACAAGAGACCCAUUCCAAUGUCAGUGGGUGACUGGCUGACGCAUGUGUCCAUGGAGGAGGAUGGUGGUGAGGAGGGCGGAGAAGAAGAGGAGCUGGAGACAGACGAGGUGAUCGAGCCAUCGCCUAUGAAGAAGCGCAGAAAGCUCUGA
Molecule: messenger RNA, 471 nt
Organism: Symbiodinium necroappetens
Lineage: Eukaryota; Dinophyceae; Suessiales; Symbiodiniaceae
Source: the annotation of a GenBank genome assembly